AUGAUGAACCGGCACGCCAGCGCCAGCACGCCCAGCUCGCUCUUCUUUGCAUUAGCGGAUGGCAAGCGAGGGACCCUGACUUGCACAAUGGGGCGCUCGGCCUGCACAAACCCCGCAUUUCGACGCGUCCAGACUUUCCCCCUUUCUGACCAGACCUCCCCCAGAAACGAAAGGGCAGCAAAGACAGCAGACGAGACGACGUCAGUGCGAGCUCUGGUGGCACCACCCUCCGCCCAUUGGCCACCCUUUGUCGUUCUCUGUCAUCGCGAAUCUGACGACGAAUCUGACGACAAAAUGAUGCCGAUGUUGUCCAUUGGGGGAUUGCCGCGGUCCAACUCGUGCAAGACGCACGCAAAGGCGCGGCUCAAGGAAACCCUCACGCCUGAUCUGCUUGAGAAGCUCCGCCGGUUCUGGUUCAAGCAUCUCAAGACCGAUGAGGCCUAUAUCUUACCUCAGAGGAGCCAGAUGGGCCGAUGGUUCUACUCCGACGUCGACUUUGAUGAGGCUUGCGUGAAGAAAUUCCGCCCCGUUUUGGAGGCCAUGAAGUCAGCCAAGAUCACAACUCGAGACAUUCUCACAAUUGUGAGGCCAUUCACACCUUUGCAGUGGCUCGGUCUGGUCCUGCUCCUAGACCAAGUCCCGCGAAACAUCUACCGGGGUCCAGAGUCAUCGACAGUCUUUAAGUUCUUUGACCCUAUUGCGCGAGAAAUCGCACGUCACGCCAUCAACGCCGGCGCUGCGACUCACAACAGGAUCAAGUACCGCGUGGCCUACCGUAUGUGGUUCUACCUGCCCUUCAUGCACUCCGAGGACCUGGCGCUGCACGACUUUGCUGUGGCGCAGUACCAGCAGAUGAAGGACGAUUUUGAGGAGCUGAUGGCUGAAGACGGAGAGGCCGGCAGCGACGAUCAGCGCAAGUGCUGGGGCGUGUUGGCGGUGCAGAAAGAAGCCGCUAGAGACCUGCUAGAGACGAAUUGUGAUUUUGAGACGAAGCAUCGCGACAUCAUCGUGCAGUUUGGACGAUACCCGCAUAGAAACAUGGCCAUGGGCAGGGAGUCUACUGCACAGGAGAAGAAGUAUCUUGAGACGGGUGGCGAGACGUUCAGCGCUGCGAGCUAA
Colletotrichum tamarilloi is the source of this 1119-nucleotide messenger RNA. RefSeq lists its product as uncharacterized. The transcript is spliced from 4 exons. NCBI's taxonomy places the organism in Eukaryota, Fungi, Ascomycota, Sordariomycetes, Glomerellales, Glomerellaceae. Bases 1 to 1119 code for a protein of 372 amino acids. The record is from RefSeq and is a predicted model, not a curated record. Gene Ontology annotation, molecular function: protein binding.